AUGGCCCAAAUGGUCAUUGAUCAGUCAACCCCUGAAGGGCGGCAGCAGCUGGCCUUUUCGACUAUGCCUCAAGUCCACCCACUCCGCGAUUCGACGCUUCUCGAUAAUUGCGCCAGCACGCACGUUGUCAACAACAGGGAUCUUCUCGUGGAUGUCCACCCGGCCAGCGCCUCUGAUGUCGUUUUAGUCGGUGAUACGGCUCUCCAAGUCGUGUGCCGAGGAAAGCGCAUCAUGAGGAAUGCCUUUAACGGCCCGGGCGGACGAAACACACGAGAUUUGGUCCUCAAUAACGUCGCCUUCGUGCCGGGAUUCCAUACUAACCUGAUCAGCGGCAACGAGCUUCGGGCCCUUGGCUAUUGGUCGUGCACCCUCGACGACACGCUGCGCUUUGGGACGAUGGCCAGCAACAAGAUCAUGAUGAAUAUGUCCAGCAAGGCCGGGCAUGCAAGCCCGAAGGUCCUUGAUCAGAUGGUUCCACAAGUCAACGGAGUCCGAAUCCAAGGUCCAACAACGGUUCAGUGCAUUGGCGGAAUGAUGUUCUCAUGGACGAUGGCGUCAAAAACCGAGAUGGAUAACGAGAGGGCGCUGGUUAACUUACCGGAACAGUGCGACUCGGAAUUCCAGUCCUGGGCAAAGGAAGAAGGUAUCGAGAUCGAGCUGCCGCCCUCCCACACAAAGGAGCCCACAGGGGGAGCAGAGAGACCAGGCGGCAUAAACCAACAACGCCUGAGAUCAAUGCUUGGCGAGCUUCCUCGUGACCUUUGGCCUGAAGCCUAUCAGACCGCAGUCAAACUUCACAACAUCCUUCCAAGCCGCAGAAAUCAGUGGAAAACCCCUCAGGAAUCAUAUUUACGACCAGAGUGGAGAGGCAAGUACGCUUUCGGAUGUCGAGCGUAUCCUCUGAUCAACGACUACAAGGCAGGCAUUUCCAAAAACGCCUUCAAAGUCAACCCCAGAGCACAUGUAGGAUAUUUGGUUGGCUAUCACAGCAGCAAUAUCUACCGCAUCUGGGUUCCCAAGCUUCGGCGGGUAAUUCUGUCAAGAGAUGUUACGUUCAAUGAACAUCAAUUCUUCGACCCUGCAACAGAGGACCAGCAAAUCGCGAUACCGGAGUUCAAGCCGACCAUUGAGGCUAUUGAACUGCCUAUCCAACGAGACUGGAACGCGAUAUUGGACGAUUUCCUGCAGGAAUUCGAUGAACAAAUCCUUGAAGUUAACCCCGUCGGUUCGAUCUCGGGGGUGGAGGGCCAGAGCACCGCAUAUCCCACGAGAUUAGCUAUCUCGAUGGACGAUCAGAUGCUUCGUGCAGAGCCAGAACCUGCCCCAAGAAGAGAUCUCACGCCGGAGGGACUAGACACGUCGACUACCGCAGAACCUCUGAGAGUUGCAAACUCGGGGGCAGAUAGCGGCUCGCGUGGUCCCCCUCCAUUUUUCGCAGACGAGGGACUAGAUGUGCCGACUACCGCAGAACCUGAGGACGCUGCACAACCUCAGGCAGAUAGCGGCUCGACCAAUCCUCCUUUCCCUAUUCCAGAGGGACUUUCCGCCGAGGACUAG
This is a messenger RNA of Hirsutella rhossiliensis, 1557 nucleotides long. RefSeq lists its product as uncharacterized. The transcript has 5 exons. Bases 1 to 1557 code for a protein of 518 amino acids. Gene Ontology annotation, biological process: DNA integration. Lineage: Eukaryota; Fungi; Ascomycota; Sordariomycetes; Hypocreales; Ophiocordycipitaceae. Gene Ontology annotation, molecular function: nucleic acid binding. The record is from RefSeq and is a predicted model, not a curated record.